This is a messenger RNA of Echinococcus granulosus, 861 nucleotides long. RefSeq names its product Transcription factor E2F4. The coding region runs from base 1 to 861 and encodes 286 amino acids. The transcript has 4 exons. Lineage: Eukaryota; Metazoa; Platyhelminthes; Cestoda; Cyclophyllidea; Taeniidae. Gene Ontology annotation, molecular function: DNA-binding transcription factor activity, RNA polymerase II-specific; protein dimerization activity; RNA polymerase II cis-regulatory region sequence-specific DNA binding. Gene Ontology annotation, cellular component: RNA polymerase II transcription regulator complex. Gene Ontology annotation, biological process: regulation of transcription by RNA polymerase II. The record is from RefSeq and is a predicted model, not a curated record.
AUGUAUCCGAAUCAGGGUAUAAUGUUCGGUGAUUUUUCUUUGGAGCCGCAAGGCUUCAGGGACAUGAAUAGGCACGAGAAAAGCCUGGGUCUCCUUACUGAGAAGUUUGUUCAACUUCUUAAGGAGGCACCAGAUGGUAUUUUGGACUUAAAAUUAGCUGCUGACUUUCUUGCUGUUCGGCAGAAAAGGCGUAUUUACGAUAUUACCAAUGUUUUGGAAGGUAUUGGCCUCAUUGAAAAGCGCACAAAGAACAGCAUUCAAUGGAAGGGUGGGAGCGCAGCUACCAACGGGCCUGAUAUUCAAGCUCGUUUGGAUGAGCUGCAAGCAGAGGUUGAGUACUUAGAGAACCUCGAGAAAAAGGUUGACGAACACCGAAUUAAGGUCCUGCAGUCGAUCCGCAACGUCCAGGAGGACCUCGACAACGAGCGUUUCAGCUAUAUAACCUAUCAAGAUCUCCUUAAUGUCUUCCACGACCGUACUCUGGUAGUAAUUCGCGCCCCGGAAGGCACCCUACUUGACGCGCCCAUUCCCGAAAGUGGCAUGGACCAGUCCACCCAUUCCCUCUUCGCAAUGAAACGAUCCUACAAAACAACUCCCGAGUAUCAAAUUCACUUAAGGAGUCCAUCUACGGCCAUCGAAGCGCUAUUAGUGAAUCAGGAGGACAGCCAAGGUAGGACUUGGAUUCUGCCCCCCGGACAGACAAACUUUGAUUCGCGAAGAACGGCCACCAGUCGACAAGAAGAUGCCAGUGUUCUGAAUCCCCUAUUCCCGCUCAGUCCACCGCCAGAUGCCCAAGACUUCACUUGCAAUCUAGAGGAGAGCGAGACAAUUUUCGACCUCUUCGACGUACCACACUCGUAA